UCUUGUUUGUGGUGAUAACGGUUUUAUAUUUAAUUGGGAUGAUUAAGCCCGUGAUUAUGCUUUAUUCGGGGACCAUCAUCCUAAAAGCCUGCAAACCGGGUCCGAUAAUUUGCAGGGAACACAGGCUUUACCCACAAAUAUCAGAUUAUGUGUAAAGCAGGAGCCAAUAAUUCAAGUGUUGAGAUGCAUCCUGAUCUCUCAUCUCAUCUUCAUUCUGCUGAAUGUAAUGAAAUAAUAAAUGCAUUCCAGCAGUGUCAUGUUGAUCAUCCAGUUCGUAAAUUCAUGGGACACUGCAAUGAUCUGGAUAGAGCACUGACCAGGUGCUUAAAGGCAGAGAGGAAGAAGAAACAAGAAGCUAACUUUGCAAAAUCAAGAAGUUUCCAAAAGCGUACUCAACAGAAUCCGGAGCAGUCACAGUAGCAACAGAACUCUUAGAUACAAAGGGAAAAUAUUUUGUUAUGGACUUUUCUGUUCACUGUAUCUUCUGGGUGAAAUGUGAACUUUCAGGAGAGCCUUGAAGAGUGGACGUAUUCAGGUGGUGUAUCAAUCACAGUGUGAUAUUGUGCUUCAGACCAUCAACUGUGCACAGACUGGUUGGGAGGGUUAGUGCAUAUUGCUUUCUUCACUCUUGGAUGUGUGCUAUGAGAAAGACGGGCCAGAGGUAUGAGGUGCCACAUUUGCUGUGCAGAGUUGUGUCCCUUAGCCUUGCCAGGAUCAGUUGGCCUUUCCCCCAGACAUUAUGCAUCUUCCCAAGGCAAGGGAGUUAACUGACUGUAAAAGUCUAAUUUCUGCCCUUGCUGAACAAGGCUGGAAUUUUGUGGCUCAGUCAUAGUGCCACCAGUGGCUAUUGUUACUGUAAACAAAGAGAAAUGCCUAUAUAUAAAAUAAUGCAUCUUCCGGGGGUAAAAGCGUCCACUAGCCUUGUUUAUCAAACUAGGCUUUGAUAUAGGCUAGUGAACGUGCUUGCCCCGGGAAGAGGAAAAUAAGGGGAAUUAAAUAUCUAAUAAUGGGAACAGGCAUUAAGUAGACUUUGAUGCCUCCUCUCUUGAAACGUCAAUUAUGUUGAUUUAAAAACACAACAUUUCUUCUGGCCUUUAGAUUGACACAGUCUAGCUGGAUGAGAGCAUUAGUCUAUUCAGAAGAUCUUUGCAUUAUUUUGUGUGGUGGUUCAAGAACGAAGAUUUCUUGUCAUCAUCACAGUCCUGUGCCCACUUGCACAAAGCGAUCUUAGUGUUAAGACUAUUGUAAGCCUAUGUUAAAGUAUGGGAGUAAGCAUCAUCUAAGUGCUAAGAUCGCUUUGUGCAUAUGGCCCCUGCUCUCCUCAUCCAACUCAUGUUGAUUCAGUGUUAGAGUAGGCCUCCAGCAACCAAUGCUUAUCCUGCUAGGUGACAAUGACUCUGAUGGUAGUCUUUGUGACUUGGUUGACUUUGUACCUCACAACGUGGGACAUUGCUUAUAAUAUCAAUCAGUGGAAUGUCUAGUCCAGACUAAAUUAUAUACAGCCUGCUGUUAUAUGGCUGGAAUAAUAUUAAUUUAGGAUUGAACAACAGAAUUUUCAUCCUCUAGCUUGCCUUCUCUGAAUGUACAUGACUGUCUUAUGUAAUUACAGUUUAUAUCCGCCACAGUGAAUGUUUUUAUAGAUAAUAUAUCCAUGUAUAGCCAACUUCCUUUUGAUAAAAAGUCACAUAAAACAUUAAAAGACAUUUUCAUAUU
Haliotis rufescens (red abalone) is the source of this 1713-nucleotide messenger RNA. RefSeq names its product COX assembly mitochondrial protein 2 homolog. Lineage: Eukaryota; Metazoa; Mollusca; Gastropoda; Lepetellida; Haliotidae. Gene Ontology annotation, cellular component: mitochondrion. The coding region runs from base 148 to 420 and encodes 90 amino acids. The record is from RefSeq and is a predicted model, not a curated record. The transcript has 4 exons.